Molecule: messenger RNA, 3571 nt
Organism: Helicoverpa armigera (cotton bollworm)
Lineage: Eukaryota; Metazoa; Arthropoda; Insecta; Lepidoptera; Noctuidae
Gene: Mad1
Product: mitotic spindle assembly checkpoint protein MAD1
Exons: 14
Coding region: 145-2298 (717 amino acids)
Biological process (GO): mitotic spindle assembly checkpoint signaling; attachment of mitotic spindle microtubules to kinetochore
Cellular component (GO): mitotic spindle; kinetochore; nuclear envelope
Source: RefSeq, a predicted model, not a curated record
CAUUUUAUUUUUAAUCUGUCAUAGAUUUCUUCGAGGACGUGCGUUGUUGUAUUGCAGAAAAAAUAAAUUAUAAUUAAGUUUUGCAAAGGAUAAUGAUUUCUAUUUGAUAUAAAGAUUAAUUUAAAUCCGAAGAGACGUGACAAAAUGGCUAAGGAAGGAGAUAUGUCGCUGUUCAAUGACGUCUUAGAGCCGUUCAGGCGAGUAAUAAAUACGGACCCGCCGAAAGACAAAUUGUCGUCGGCGACGAAAUUGAAUUUUUCUGAUAGUAACCAGUCUCUGAAAGAAGGGCUCACUAACCUAUUGUCCCUUGGUAAACGAAAGUCUAGCAUUGGCAUGAACGAUGUCUGUACACCCGAGAAACGUAUGCGGACGGACUCAUCAUCCACGCCGACUGCGCCGCCCUCGCCUUGGGAGGCCAAGCGGCUGAAAAUUGAUCUAAUAGCCGCAAAGGCCCAGAUAGCAAAACUGGAGUCUCGCAUAAACCAAUCACACACCAUUCGUAAGGAGAUGCAGAUUCUAUUUGAGGAGGAGAAAGGCUCACUAAUGGAGCAACACAAGAGAGACGAGAGAGCUCUCUCUGACAUGGAGGACAGGCUGCAACUCAUACGGAGGAGAGAACAGGAACUGAAGGAUGAGUAUAAUGAGGCUGUGAAAGAACACAAAGAGCACAAAGCGCACUGGGACAAAGAGAAGGCAGAGUUACAUAAGCAGAUAGCUGACCUGAGAGACAAGCUGUUGGAGUGUAAUGUCAGCAGCAAGGACCAGCUGUCUGAGAUGAAAAAGGAUAUGGAUGAGCUGCUGCAGGCUUUAGAAGGAGCUCAGUCAGAAGUAGAAAUGUUGAAGACCGAGGUAGCCAAACAGACCAGCAGGGCAGAACAGUGUACAACCCUGAGGAAUCAGUUGGAGAAGCAGAGCUUUGAGCUGCAGAGUGUCACCAACAAGCUGAAGGAGUUGGAGUAUGAGAGAGACUCUUACAAAGACUGGCAACAACAGGCUAAGACUGCACAAAAACGCUUAACAAAUAUGGCGGAGCUAGAGAAGGAAGUCGCUCGGCUGCGCGCACAAGAGAGAUCGCUUAGAGACUCGGCUUGUAACAAGCUGUUGUUGGAGGAACAAGUCCAUGUGUUGCAGUCCAGGGUCGAUGCUCUGCAGCCGGUGCAGAACGACUUGCAUGAAGCCAAGGUGAAACUAGCGUCCCUAGAAUCCCAGCUAGAGGAAUGGAAGGCGGCAGCACGUACGCACGGCGUGGAAAACGCGCGGGCGUUGACCAGUGCUUUAGACUCGGCACUCAACAGCCAGCUCAAUGCCACCGCCGCGUCAUCACAAGCUCACUCUCAGCUAGCACAACUUACUGAGGAAGUGGAAUCAGUGAAGUUCGAGCGCGACAAGGCGACGGGCAAGCUGAACGAGCUGGUCACUGUGCGCAAGAACCAGGAGAGUCUCAUACAUCGCCUGCAGAAGCGGCUGCUGCUCGUCACUCGCGAGAGAGACAGUUACAGACAGCAGCUGGACUGCUACGAGAAGGAGCUGACGGUGUCGCUGUGCGGCGAGGCGGGCGCGGGCGGCGCCGCGCUGCUGGCGGCGCGAGUGGAGCAGCUGGAGAAGGCGCUGCAGGCCUACCGCGACCUGCUGGCGGCCCACGACCAGCCGCAGCAUGUCAGGCUGGUAGAAACUUUACGCGCGGAAUCAAGUAAAUGGCGUGAGGAAGCAGAGACGCUGAAGCGCGACGUGGCCAAGCUGCGCGCGCAGAGAGACACGCUGCACGCUAACCUUGAACGUAUCGGGGCUCAGGCGCAGACCAAGGUGCUGCAUUUAACGAACAACCCAGCAGCGGAAGCUCACAAACAAAUGCAAGUAGACCUGGAAGCUGCUCAAGAAGAGAUAAAAAGGCUAAAAGCAGCGUUGAGAGAUGGCGGCACGUCCCGCGCCUGCCCAGAGGAAAUGCAACAAUUACGACAACAGUUGGAGAGUAGCCGUAUUAAACUUAAAAGAUUGAAAGAAGAAUUCACUUCCUCCGCUCAAGAGUAUAGAGACGUAUGUUAUAUGUUAUUAGGUUAUAAAAUUGAUAGAACAGGACAUAAGAAUUACAGAAUAUCAAACAUGUACGCAGAAUCUUCCGAGGAGUACCUAACGUUCACACUAGACGACGACGGCAUAGAGAUGGUCCAUACCGAUUAUUCGGCGACUUUAGGCGAGUUAGUCGAGUUGCACCUACAUCAGCACCGCUCUAUUCCCCUGUUCUUAAGUGCUCUCACUAUGGACCUGUUUACACGGACUACUAUGCAGCAAGUUCAAUAAAUAAAGGUACUAGAGGUGUACCGUGCUCUUGUCACUUCGUCAUCUGUCAUUCGAGUAUUUAUGGUGAAUUUUUUUAACCUAUAUCACCGUCGAAUUGCGAUAAAAGAUUGUGGUUUGAUGUAAGCUCCACGUAAGUUAUAGUUAUCGGCACGAAUCUUGCUCUGACCUACAUCUGCGCAGAAGUGAUUUAUUAGCAACAAAAAAUCAAUCCCGAGUGACGGCUAUGACGCGAUGCGCUGCGGGCCAAUCACCGCUUUACCCCGCCCCCGCGCCUUACUUCAUACCACAAAAGGGACCCAAUAAAUUACUUCUGCGCAGGAGAAGGUCAGAGCUCAAGAUUCGUGCCGAUAACUAUAUGUCAAAUUUUAAUCUCUUAUCGAUAAACAAUGGAUAGGUUAUAGAAUUCAGAGUAUGUCGAUAGUCACAAUUGUUUGUCUAUGGUUGUCUGUAAGUGUGAUAUGAAGUCUCUAGUGCUCGGUAUACCUUUAUUUUUCUUAAUAAGUGAGAAUGAUAGUGUUAUUUAAUUGUUAUUUAGCUUUGAUCGCCAUUUUUCUCCUAAUUAGUGUUGCCACUUGGAAUAAAUAGUGACACUUUAAAAGGUUAAGUAUUUGUAGUAGUGUCACUAUUUAUAAGAAGUGUCAAGUUAGUAUAGACAAUCUUUAAUCUACCCGCUCUUCCAAUUAUUCCCAUAGCCCGCUAACCUCUUUCCCUCUAAUAAGUACUGUAUAAAUAUAUAAAUAAAUCAAAUAAUAAUAAAACUUUGUUAAAAUUUUCAUAUCGACAUAUUUUAUAAACUGUUGCAACAUUGCAUACUUUGAAAUUUAAAUAAAAUGGAUUAAGAAUUUUGACUUCUGGCUAGUACUAGUAGAUAUUUGGAUGAUGAACACAAUUUGAUGUAUAAAUAGUAAUGAUAGCUUAAUCAUUGUAAGUAAAUUGUAAUAUUGGAUUGAAAUGGCCGAUGACUUGAUAUGUAUUUUCAUAAAGCAAAUCACAAUAUUUGUCGUUAUAUAAAAUUAUUAUUAUGAGCCGACAUCCCAAUGAAUAGACGAUAGCAACGUUUUCUAUGAGAGGUGAGAUGCACGCAGUAUUGGCACGAAAUUAUAUGCUUAUAAGGUCGAAGUUAGUGUGACAAAAAUUAAUCAAUUGCCAAAUGUAGAGGGCAUUAGAAUCGCUUGUAGAUAAAUUAGGGUUUUGAAGCCAUUUUCAAUGUUUUAAUCGAUAUAACUAAUGUGAAAAUAUAGUACAAAUUUAUUCCUAGAUACAAUUUUAAAAA